AUGUUUCGACGUCCGAGCCUCUCAUCAUUACUCCAGAAUCUGAAUCUUGCGAAGCAAUACGAGAGGGCAACUACUCGACUGUCCGAUCACGAACGUUUCAAGGGGAUUCUCGCACAAGGCGAUGUUGAAGGUGCUGAUCGCCUAGUACGUGUUGCUAUGCAGAACCAUAGGAGCAUCUCCGAGAUUGUGGCACGAAUGUCGCGGGCUGCCUGUGGUCUCUAUCAGGCCAAGAGUUUUCAGGACAAGAACUACGAUGUCAUGGCACUAGCGGGGGCUUUGGGUGGCCCAAAACUGCAAUAUGCGAUGGCAGAGGCUCUAGGGUUACCAGCCAUCUCGACAACCAGCUCCCGCUCACGGCUACCUUCGCUGGAGGCAUCCAUCGGGUUCCCGCGGCUAUCUGAAUAUGCACACAACCUACUCGUCCUACACAACGCAGGGUUACUCCAUGGGACCUCGUCGGGCUCCGGCCAAACCCGACGCCGUGGAUGGCAGGCAAUGAUUGACGAAAUUGCUCUUGAAGAACGACCUCGCUAUGACAGCCGACGAGACGCAAUCCUCGGUAUUGCUCGCGAAACAUCACACGAAGUUGACAUUACAACUGUCACACUCGAAACUCUCCACGGUGCUGCAGACGCUCUGAAUGACGGGUCUCUGGCUCUGGCGAAGGAGGCGACCUUUGUAGGUCUCGCGGCAUAUGGUCGCGACGAUUACACUGUACUCCCUGUUAUGAUAUCUGGGACCAACAAGACGGAGCGCGACCAUUCUCAAGCGCGUUGGAUCCAGCUCGCAAUAGAUGCAUGGGAUGCUCCAAUACCCGACUUGAACACCACCUACGAGGAGCAGUACGGGGAGCUCUGGGCUCUUGGAUCCGACGGAGAUGCUACAAGACGAAGGGCUCUGCACUACCUACUGAUGUCAGAGACCUUGUCACCUAAUGACCGGCUGUACGACCGUCUUGGAAUGCUCCCGCGGAUGAACCUGCAGUGCGGUCAGAAGGCCCGUACAAUGACGAUCGACUUUAAGCAUAAAUUCAAGAAUUUCGCAAGCCUGUUGCGUGGCAAUAGUGGCCCGCUGGUUGCUGAUCACCAUGUUACACCUACCGAUCUGAAGCGCAAGUUCGCGGCAUUACUCGAUUACAGUGAGAAGAAGAUCACAACACUCUUCAACCACAAGGACCAUCAGAACGUCCCAAUCGCUGUCCAACUCCUCCUGUCACUCAAGAAGCUCGCUUUGGUCGAAGGCUUCACCAAUGCUGUCGAGAAUCGCCCACUUGCAUUGCUCGGACACUUUGUAGGCUACCUUGUCGAGCCUUUCAUCACACCAACUCUUUCACUCUCGGAACAGCUGACGAUGCUCUCUGCUGCUGCACAUCUGUGCUGUCUACUCUAUCGUCGAAAUCGGACGUCAUUCUGUCCUGGGCAGUGGUACUACGACAUGCAGACAUUCAUCAAGAAUAUCUUCUGGACCACUGCGAAGAUGAAGCUGCUC
Fomitopsis serialis is the source of this 1488-nucleotide messenger RNA. RefSeq lists its product as uncharacterized. The transcript is spliced from 2 exons. The record is from RefSeq and is a predicted model, not a curated record. The annotation marks the transcript as partial. Lineage: Eukaryota; Fungi; Basidiomycota; Agaricomycetes; Polyporales; Fomitopsidaceae.